AGGCAGCAGACGUCUUUUCCAGAGGAUGGGAAACCUGGAGGCUGGAAUCGCCUCACGUUUGGAAGGAGGAGGAGGAGGAGGAGGCAGCGGAGCAGGAGGGAGAGCCGAGGGAUCGGAACACUGGAGCUCAAGGAUAAGCCAUGGACACUGCGUACAUCCCAACACAGCUGGAGGUCCAUCAUGCUCCCUGCUAACCUCCUGCUCCUCAUGGUCCUGCUGCUACCUCAAGCCUUGUCCGGUGGCCAGGGUGACACCGGCGAGGUCUACAAUGGCAGGCUAGCCGGCGCACCGCCCUUCACUUCGGAGCCCAGGCUGACCGGUUUCCCCCUGGAACCGGGCCUGACUCAGACCAUCCAGAGUCUCCUGCUGAGCCGCCUGGGACUGCAUUCGCAACCCAACCCUCGGCCUGGCGUGCCGGUCCCUCGGUACCUCAUGGAUCUGUACCGCUUCCACCAGCAGCAGUACCACAUGCUGGAGGACCCCUCCUUCAGCUUCCCCAGCCAGCACGUGCAGCAGGCCAACACCGUACGCAGCUUUCACCACACCGAGCCCCUCACAGCAGAGGACCACAAAUGGGCGCACAUCUCCUUCAACAUUUCCUCCAUCCCCCUUGAUGAGAAGGUGCUCUCGGCUGAGCUCCGCCUCUUGCGUACCGCCAGGAGCGCCUCCCUGGGCCCCGGCCCCCACAGACUGAACCUGUACCUCUCUGGGCGCCAACAGGACCCGCGCCCCACCCUACUAGAGACCAGAUUCCUCGCCGCUGAGCCUCAAAGUCAUACAUCCAGCGGCCUCUGGGAGGCAUUCAGCCUGAACGCAGAACUCUUCGAUUUAGCCCUGAACGGAGACGACCACCUUGACUUUCUCCUAGAGGUGGUGCCAGAAAACAGCACCGGUUUGGGCGAAGGGGAGGGACACAAGAGGGGGCACUUGAGGGUCUGUAGGUCAGUGGGGCAGGACGAGCACAGCUGGGCCCAGGAGAGGCCCCUCCUGGUGACUUAUAGUCAUGACGGGCGGGGAGAAUCGUUGGUCAAACACGGACAAAGGAACCUUAGUGGGAUGCCCAGGAAAAGUUGGAAUAGAGACCAAAAGUGGGGCCGGGUUAAAACGUAUAACACGCCGAGCUGGGAUGGCCAAACGGGAAGGGUUAAACGUAACGGCGGUCGCGCGGCCAAGCUCAAGCGCCUCUCCCGCAACCGCUGCCGCCGCCAUCCCCUCUACGUGGAUUUUAACGACGUGGGCUGGCACAAGUGGAUCAUCGCGCCCAGCGGCUACAACGCCUUCUUCUGCCUGGGCGAGUGCCGCUUCCCCCUGGCCGACCACAUGAAUUCCUCCAGCCACGCUAUGGUGCAGACGCUGGUCAACUCAGUCAACGGCGCCGUGCCACGGGCCUGCUGCGUGCCCACCUCGCUCAGUCCCAUCGCCCUUCUCUACCUGGACCCCCAGGACCGCGUGGUGCUGAAGAACUACCAGGACAUGGUGGUGGAGGGCUGCGGGUGCCGGUAGCGUGCAGGAGAAACCGUCUGGGGAGGAAAAUGAUGGCAGGAUGUUCUCCAGCAAGGAAAAUCCCAAUUUAAGCUUAAAUGUCAGAAAAUAUGACGGCACUUUUCCACUGCACGGUAUCGGAAGGUGCGAAAAACAUGCAGAAUUGAACGCAUGAGCUAAAAUGAGAAAAACUUUAUCUGAGAGGAGACUGAGGCGGUUGCAGCCAAAUGGAGACUGUGGAGUGUAACACUGCAUCCACAGCUAAAAUAGUGUACACAAACAUUGCAAAUCGGCCCAAAUUUGAGAAUCCCCCCCACCCACCCACCCACAAACACACACACACACAUCUUCCGAUCAGCGUCAACAAGGGCCAGAUUAUCAAUUGUCUCUAAAAGAUUAUCUUGAGCAAUUAUCCUGCGGUGUGGGAUGUGUUAAGAGUUAUUUCUCGUCCCUGAUCUGCUCGCAAAAUGGUCAAGCUGACAAUUGUAAAUGUUAAAAUGAUUAUCUAUUUACGAUCGCAAAUGCAGAACAAUAGACCAAUGAGCAGGUUAAACUCAUACGGACAAUGGAGACUGUGGAGUGUAACACUGCAUCCACAGCUAAAAUGGGGUACACAAACAUUGCAAAUCGGCCCAAAUUUGAGAAUCCCCCCCACCUACCCAACCACACACACACAUACACACACACACACCUUCCGAUCAUAGUCAACAAAGGCCCUAUUAUCAGAUAUCUCUAAAAGAUUAUCCUGAGCGAUUAUGCUGUGGUGUGGGGAGUGUUAAGAGGGAUUUCUCCACCCCCAUCUGCUCGCAAAACAGUCAGGCCGACAAUCGCAAUGUUAAACCUGUUCAAUACAUGCCAUUCCUAAUUCUUGUUUGGUCGACAUCAAGUUAGGCCCAGCCACGACUAUCUCGAGUACACCAGACAUGAUAAGAGAAUAAACACACUUGCAGAUUUUAUUUUCCUUGUCAUGUUUGGGGUCUCUCACUUUUUAAAAAUUGCUUAAUAUGUUAAAAAGCUGUAUGUGUGUACCCAUCUUAAAGCGGGGUACACACAUACCGGCAAUCGGACCAAAUUUGAGCCUUUUCCACCCCUUCUGAUCAAAGUCAGCAAAGGCCCGAUUAUGGGAUGCCUCGAAAAAAAAUGAUCCUGAGCAAUACUCUUGUGGUGUGGGGUGUGCUAAGAUACAUUUUUCCUUCUCAAUCAUUGCCUUGUCUAUGUGAGGCCUCUUACAUUUUUUGAAUUGGUUAAGAUUUUUAAAAAUCGAUAUGUGUUUACCCCGCUUAAGCUUCUUGAUCAGUGACUGACCAGCAGUGGUUCACCCAUAACGCUGAUAUGAAAGUGUCAAUAGCGAGUGUAUACCGUGCAGUGGGAAAAGGGUGGCAACACACAUUUUUGUUUUACAAUAGCGAUAAACGCCAGUCAUCAAAGCAUCUUCAUGAAAAACUGGUCGUGAAAGCAUCUUUCUUUCACCAGCUAUUUCAAUACAAAACACAUCAGCAAUGCUGAGAAAGAAAAAAAAACAGCGCUAUUGUUUUAACUGUACUCCAUUAUUAUUUAAAAGAAAACUUUUCUUUACAGACGUGAAAGUGAUCUGAUGCGAUUCCAUCUCAAUCCACCGUUGCUCCAUUGUUUAACUUAAAAUGUAUUUAAAGACUGCAGCGUUGUGGUGUAUUUAAUCUCAGUGAUAUUUAAGAUAAACUGCACAGUCACAUGAAGUAAGUUAUACUGUAGCUUUAUAUGUUUGUGCAUCAUGUCAGCUGAGCAACAUAAACAACAUAAGUGGUGUCCACUAACAAAGCUGUGUGUAUGAGUGUGCGUGCGUGUAUGACCUAGGGAUUGGACAGACUAGUCGACUUUACUACUUUACAAUGACGUUUAGACUAUGACAUUGACUACUCGCUAAUAGGAGUCUAAUUCAUAACUUGACUAGUUGAUGAGUCGACUUUACAACUCCACGAUGUUUGGAGUGUGACAUCCACUAGUCACUAAUAGGGGUUGAACCGAUUAGUCGACUAGUUGAUGAGUCAACUUUACUACUCCACAAUAACAUUUAGACUGUAACCUCGACUAGUCACUUAUAGGGAUUGGACCAAUUAGUUACUCCUCCACAAAGAUAUUUAAAGCGUGGCAUUAACAAGUCGCUGAUAGGGGUCGAACCAAUUAGUCGAUUAGUCAUCAAGUCGACUUUACUCCUCCACAAUGAUAUUUAAAGCACGACGUCGACAAGUCACUAACGGGAAUGAACUGAAUAAUUGGCUAUUCGAUGAGUCAACAUUACUACUCCACAAUGAUGUUUAGCGCAUGACGUUGACUUUACUCAAGUCAACUCAUCGCUAAUCAUGUAGCAUCGUGUCUUCCAAACGGCCAGUUUACUGUGGACUGUCAACUCGCCCAUCUGCUUUCUUCACUGGACUAUAAUGCUUUGUGGAGCUGUGAACUGUCCCAGCAGCUAGCGGGUCUUCACCCAGCCCACGUCGAUCCUCUUGUGUUCUAACAUGUGUGUUCUUCAUGAAUUGGGUGUUUGAAGACCUAUAUGCUCAAAUACCAUUAAUAACAUCAUCAGCGACUUUUCGACAUUGACUCGACUUUCACCACAUUAGUGUCGACCCCUGUUGUCUAUGUGUGUGUGUGUGUGUGUGUGUGUGUGUGUGUAUGUGUGCGCCUGCGCGUAUCAUCGUUGGUGCCGAAGUGAAGUCUCGUUUGUUGUGUCUGCAUGUGCCAACAGCAAAGAAAAAUUAUGAUGACACAUUUUGUGCCUUUCAAAACGACGUGUUCUUUGCUCAUUGUUUUUCCAGUGUUGCAUUCUCUUCUCUCUUUGUGAAAACACCGAUGCAGCAGCAGCUUGUAAAACUUCCGAAUAUGACUCCCAAUAAAGAAAACAAACCUG
Messenger RNA from Phyllopteryx taeniolatus (common seadragon), 4369 nucleotides. It is a transcript of the gene bmp16, whose product is annotated as bone morphogenetic protein 16. The record is from RefSeq and is a predicted model, not a curated record. The transcript has 4 exons. Gene Ontology annotation, molecular function: cytokine activity; growth factor activity. Gene Ontology annotation, biological process: BMP signaling pathway; SMAD protein signal transduction. Bases 181 to 1503 code for a protein of 440 amino acids. NCBI's taxonomy places the organism in Eukaryota, Metazoa, Chordata, Actinopteri, Syngnathiformes, Syngnathidae. Gene Ontology annotation, cellular component: extracellular region.